Cladophialophora carrionii CBS 160.54 is the source of this 1443-nucleotide messenger RNA. RefSeq lists its product as uncharacterized. Gene Ontology annotation, biological process: positive regulation of transcription by RNA polymerase II. The record is from RefSeq and is a predicted model, not a curated record. Gene Ontology annotation, molecular function: DNA-binding transcription factor activity, RNA polymerase II-specific; zinc ion binding; transcription cis-regulatory region binding. Bases 1 to 1443 code for a protein of 480 amino acids. Gene Ontology annotation, cellular component: nucleus. The transcript is spliced from 2 exons. NCBI's taxonomy places the organism in Eukaryota, Fungi, Ascomycota, Eurotiomycetes, Chaetothyriales, Herpotrichiellaceae.
AUGGGAUCCGAGGAGUCCAGUCCGCCAUCAAAUUCACUUGCAACCAAAGAUUGUCGCGUUUGCAACCGGAGGCGCAUCCGGUGCGACCGUACACUGCCAUUUUGUAACAAAUGCGCCCGGAAAGGCGUUGAAUGUCCGGGAUUCGGACCCAAAUUUCGAUGGACCAACGCCAUUGCCGUGCGUGGUCGUUUCAAAGGCCGCGGUGCACCUAUUGUGUCACCGCAUGUUCGAGUCCGGGAAGAAGAGCCCAGCUCUCUGCGGAGGGCUGGUGAAGAAGACACGCCUAGUCCAAGCUAUCAGCUAGGCCUUGCUUUGGCGCAACAGUUGUCUCCCUCCACUGCAAAACAUCUGUUACAGUAUUAUGCGGACAAUAUUGCGCCACUGAUGGUCUGGCUGGACUCGGACCAGAAUGAGUAUAAGCGCUUGGUCAUUCCGUUGGCGGAGAAGGAUACUGUCCUCCGUCUUGCAGUCCUUGCUAUCUCCGCCGCCCAUAUGCCAGACGGCGACGGCCUUGCACCUGGCUUUUCUCAUGCCACGGGUGAAGCUGCCAUCCACAUGAUCACCGAGCGGGUACGCCACGUGACCCAACGCAACCUGGAGGACCCAGAAACGGACGUUGGAGGGGGAAUUGCCGCGGAGAUCCUAGCUGCCAUGCUCAUCCUCUCAAAUCACUGUCUGUUGCAAUCAGCAUCAGCUCAAGCCCAUUUUCACAGGCGGGCGGCUCGAAUCCUCAUACGCUCAUUAGAGUUGAAACAGCCUUCUGGGGACGAGCUCACUUUCUUUCUCAAAAACCAAAUGGCCAUUUAUGACGUCCUGGCAUGUACAACAUUGUUCAACUACGACCAUAUUCAGCACGCCAUCCUUCCCAGUAUGGAGCGACAAGAUGUCCUUUUUGGGGACUUCCUCCACCUCCUACACCGCGUCACGCUUAUGUCCCUGGACAAAAGCAAGCCAGCGAGGCCGCCUGAAAAUCUUGAAGAGGAGUUCGAGCUGUCGAGUGGUUCGACACUCGUGGCUUCGGGACCGCUCGCACAGACGUUGACCAGGUCAGCCAGACAAGACUUCAUAAGACUCGUUCUAGCAUAUCAGUAUGCAGGGAUGCUUUUCGCAUGCAAGCGCCUCAGCAUGUCUCUGGAAAACGGGCAGAUUGUGGACGUGUACACCAACAAACUCUUCAGAGUGUUUGACCAGUUUGAAGACAUAAGCGCCUCGUUGCACAAUCUGGCGUGGCCCCUCCUCAUCGCCGGAAUUUGUUGCUGCGGAGAUGAACAACGUAUGAAUAUCAUCAGUAGCUUCUGCCAGAGGCUGUCUGCAAACACGCGGUUCGAGCACUACGCCGAGCUUUUGACCUUUCUGCAAGAGCUCUGGCAGAGCGGGCAUUCUGAUUGGACCUUGCUUGCCCGUGAAUGGGAGCGGAAAGGCACGCCGGUGAUAGCGGUGUGA